This is a messenger RNA of Lepus europaeus (European hare), 1386 nucleotides long. It is a transcript of the gene CRNN, whose product is annotated as cornulin. Gene Ontology annotation, molecular function: calcium ion binding; transition metal ion binding. Gene Ontology annotation, cellular component: cytoplasm. NCBI's taxonomy places the organism in Eukaryota, Metazoa, Chordata, Mammalia, Lagomorpha, Leporidae. The record is from RefSeq and is a predicted model, not a curated record. Gene Ontology annotation, biological process: positive regulation of cell cycle G1/S phase transition; cellular response to cytokine stimulus; regulation of phosphatidylinositol 3-kinase/protein kinase B signal transduction. Bases 1 to 1386 code for a protein of 461 amino acids. The transcript has 3 exons.
AUGCCCCAGUUACUGAGAAACAUUAACGGGAUCAUCGAGGCCUUUGGGCGCUACGCCAGGAUGGAGGGCAACUGCCAAGUGCUCUCCCGAGGGGAGCUGAAAAGACUCCUGGAGCAUGAGUUUGCAGAUGUCAUCGUGAAACCCCACGACCCCGCCACUGUGAAUGAAGUCUUUCGCCUGCUGGAUGAAGAUGACACAGGGACUAUAGAAUUCCAGGAAUUCCUGGUCUUGAUGUUUAAAGUUGCACAGGCCUGUUUCAAGACACUGAGCAAGAGUCCCCAGGGAGCUUGUGGAUCUCAAGAGUUUGGAAGCCAGCACGCCAGGGCCUCACAAGAGCUUGGAGAAGGCCAAGCCAGUGCCACUGACACAGGGAGGGUUGGGUCAGGGCUGCAGCAAGAGGGGAGCAGCCAGGGACAGAGCAAGCAGACUUCCAGAGGGCAGGACAGGGCCAGGACUCAGAUCCAGAGUCAAGAUAACAGCUCGACAUAUGACAGGCAGACUGAGGCCCAGAGACAGGAGGGAACAAGUCAGCAGACACAGGCCAGCGGGCAUGAGGGACAGACCCAGAGCAUGGAGGACAAGAAUCGGCAGACCAGAGAGAGUAGAUCGGAGAGUCAAUCACAGGCCACGGAGCAGGACAGAGCCCCCCUGACAGGUGAGACCAAGACAGGAACUGCAACUCACGCCCAAGCAGGUGCCACUCAGACCGUGGAGCAGGACAGGAGCCAGCAGACCAAAAGCACCAGCAAACAGCCACAAGAGUCCCCCCAUGGUCAGACCAGGGAGCCUGAGACGCAUGGUCAAGACAGUAGCCAGACCAGCCAGGUUGUGCCAGGAGGACACGUCCAGACACAGUCACGGUCAUACACCAAGACCACCCAGACGAUGCAGCAGGGCACAAACCAUCAGACAGGAAGUACCAGCAUCCAGACACAGGGGUCCUCUGAUGGUCAGACCAGGAGGCCUGAGACCCACAGUCAAGACAGCAGCCAGACCAGCCAGGCUGUGACAGGAGGACAUGUUCAGACAGAAGCAGGAUCGCACGCCCAGACUGUGGAGCAAGGCAGAAGCCAGAGUGAGAGCCAUACAGGGGCUGGAGCACAGGGGCAGACCCAGACACAGCCUGGCGCUGGUCAAAGGUGGACACAUGUGAGCAACUUUGAGGCAGGAGAGUCAGCACCGGGAGGACAGGCCCAGACAGGGGCGAGUGUUGUGACAGGACGACAGGAAGGGAGCAGUACGCACUCCAGCAGCAGUGUGACAGGCGGGCAGGGAGAGAGACAGCCCCCAGUGGUCACCAGUGAGUGGGUUGAUGACAUCACACGGGAGCUAGUGAUUGAAAGGCAGGACCGGGACAGCAGGCACACCAGCACCCCCUCUGCAUAG